This is a messenger RNA of Plasmodium berghei ANKA, 663 nucleotides long. RefSeq names its product conserved Plasmodium protein, unknown function. The coding region runs from base 1 to 663 and encodes 220 amino acids. NCBI's taxonomy places the organism in Eukaryota, Apicomplexa, Aconoidasida, Haemosporida, Plasmodiidae. The record is from RefSeq and is a predicted model, not a curated record. The transcript has a single exon.
AUGUUGAACUUAACUAGUUUGCUCAUAAAAAAAAAACCUAAUGCAGUGGAUGAAAUAAAUUCAGCAGAUAAAGCUAAUAAGGAAAAUGGGGAAAACAAUAUAAUUGAUAAUAAUGAUAGUGUGAAAAUAAAGCUUAUAAAUAUGAAGGAUUAUAAAACUAAAAAACUUUUAGAUGAACGCAAAAAUGUUAAAGCAUGGGCUCCUAGUACUAAUAAUAAAAAAAGUAACAAAAGUGAAAAAAAAAAAGAGAAACAAAAAGAUAAGCUAACUGAUGAAAACAAAAAAAAUGACGAAAAAAAGGAACCCGCUAAAAAAAUAUUUGUACCAUCUAUAAUUAAACAAAAAGCAGUUGUAAAGAAAGAAAACGAAAAGGAAGAAUUAUUUCCUAAUUUACUUCAAGCUAAAAAAACAGCUAAAAUUGAAAAAGAAGAAAAAAAAAAUGCCCCUCAAAAAAAAAAAAAAAAAGAAAAAGCUAGUAAUAAAACAAAAGAAGAAGAAAAUCAAUUCCCACCCAUCGAAGAAAUAAAAAAAAUUAACUUUAACAUUUUUGAUGUCGUCGAUAUAAAAAAUGAAUACGAGCGUAUUGUUAGAGAUAUUGAUAAAGUUGCACUUAAAUAUAAAAAUAAAAAAAAAUUUGAUAAUACUAUGAUUUUAUGUAAUUAA